UAUAAAAAUAAUGAUAUAAAAAUAUAACUCAUCUCAAUUUUUCCUUGACAAUUCAAAUAACUACCAAUAGACUGUAAUAUAUAUCAACAAGUAAAUCAAAUAGUCAGUUUGUUUAAAAAAGUAGUAAUCGAUUUGUUUUGGUCAGGCCGAUUAAAUUAUGAUUGGCUUACGUAUUUUUAACUUGUCAGCGACUUAUAGCAAUAAGUGAUUAAGUAACUCGAGAUCUUCAUAAAUUUUAUAGCGGAUAGGUUGUGACGAAGUGAUUAAAGACGGACCUGACAACGCUUUACAAGGUGUACCCAAUUAGCCCUGUAACAGGGCCAGGUGCUGCACGUUCAGUAUGGGAGCUAAGUCCAGACCCCGACAUGGUCGGGCAUCUAUCGAACAAUUCAAUCGGAACUCACAACGUAAAUAUGACCAAAAGAAAUGUCACAAGAGAAAGAAACACUCCUGACGAAAAUAUUUAUGCUGACGAAGCGACCACUGGACAAAAUCCUACAGACGAAACCAAAAGAAUCUUUGAACUUCUUCGCGCCGGAGACACGGAAACCGUUGAAGAACUAGUUGAGAAAAGUGGAUUGAGUAUCCUGAGUGUUCGUGAUAAAUGGGGAUACACACCAGCUCAUUGGGCAGCAUUAGAUGGCAAUGUUGAAGUAAUGCGGUAUUUAGUCGAAAGAAAUGGACCAGUUGAUUUAUCAUGUCUGGGUACGCAAGGACCCAAACCAAUUCACUGGGCAUGCAGGAAAGGUCACAGUGCUAUCGUCCAAAUACUUCUAAAGGCAGGAGUGGCCGUAAACACAGCAGAUUUCAAAGGUCUGACUCCUCUGAUGACGGCAAGUAUGUUCGGUAAAUUUGCAACGGCGGCAUUUCUUCUUGGUUCCGGUGCACUAGGUCAUCUGACAGACAUUAAUGGCGACACUGCACUACACUGGGCAGCUUAUAAAGGUCACCCCGAUUUAAUUCGUCUCCUCAUGUACAGCGGAGUUGAUUUACAGAAGCCCGAUUACUUUGGCUCAACACCUCUGCACUUAGCGUGCUUAUCAGGGAACGUUAGCUGCGUAAAAAUACUCUGCGAAAAAAGUAAAAUAGAAUUAGGACCACGUGAUAAAAACGGCAAGACACCUCUGCAAUUAGCCAAAAGUCACCGUCACUCAGAAGUCGUUGCUAUUCUGGAGAACGAACAGAAACGACGGUCACGAUGGGUACCGCCAAUAAAUGAGCUCUGGGCACUAUUAUUUGGCGGAGCGGGAAACAGUAAAGGACCUUUGCUAUUAUUUAUGGGAUCUGUUUUAUUAUGGGGCUAUCCAAUGUAUCUACUCAAAUGUCUACCUCUGACGUGGAAUUUUUUACGCGGUAGUCAUUAUUGUUUUAUUUAUUGGAAUAUUCUGAUGUGGUUGUCAUGGAUCGUCGCCAAUAGACGUGAUCCCGGUUACGUACCUCAGAAUAGUGAUACUUAUUAUAGAGCCAUUAAACAGAUUCCGUAUUUUGAUAAGUGGAAGAAAAGAAAUGUUAUUUUGUCACGAUUAUGCCAUAGUUGCAGAUGUUUUAGACCACUAAGAGCUAAGCACUGUAGAAUUUGCAAUCGCUGUGUCACGUAUUUUGAUCAUCACUGUCCUUUUAUUUAUAAUUGUGUCGGUUUACGAAACAGAAUGUGGUUCUUUCUAUUCGUAAUGUGUGUGGCGAUAAAUUGUUCAUUCACGCUCUACUUUGCGUGUUAUUGUAUUGCAAUUGAAGGAUUGCAAUUGAUGUACGUGUUGGGUCUAAUAGAGGCGCUUGUUUUUUGCGGACUCGGUUGGAUACUAACAUGCACAUCAGUACUGCACGCAUGCAUGAAUUUAACAACCAACGAAAUGUUUAAUUACAAGAGAUACUCGUACUUACGUGACAAAAAAGGUAAAUACUCAAAUCCAUUUAGUCGUGGACCAGUGCUCAAUUUUAUUGAAUUCUUUCUCUAUCCACCUGAUCACUAUGCAACUGACCCGCAGCAUUACAAUAUUUUAUCUGAAGAAGCUAUGUAAUAAUUUAUUACUUUCUUUACUUACUUCAAUAACUUUUUUCACAUUAUUACCGCCAAGUACCACAAGAUAAAUUAUUUUUGUCAAUAAUAAUUAAGUUUUAAUUAAAUGCUACAAACUGAGAGUCUAAAAUAUUACACACGCACAACAAUCAAUAAUUAUCAUAUAUAAUUUAUUAUAAUUAUGUUCAUAAUAU
Microplitis demolitor is the source of this 2211-nucleotide messenger RNA. RefSeq lists its product as uncharacterized. Bases 366 to 2018 code for a protein of 550 amino acids. The transcript is spliced from 9 exons. The record is from RefSeq and is a predicted model, not a curated record. NCBI's taxonomy places the organism in Eukaryota, Metazoa, Arthropoda, Insecta, Hymenoptera, Braconidae. Gene Ontology annotation, biological process: protein palmitoylation. Gene Ontology annotation, cellular component: Golgi membrane. Gene Ontology annotation, molecular function: protein binding; palmitoyltransferase activity.